This is a messenger RNA of Nanorana parkeri, 933 nucleotides long. Its product is annotated as olfactory receptor 52K1-like. Gene Ontology annotation, biological process: G protein-coupled receptor signaling pathway. Gene Ontology annotation, molecular function: olfactory receptor activity; G protein-coupled receptor activity. The transcript has a single exon. Bases 94 to 933 code for a protein of 279 amino acids. The record is from RefSeq and is a predicted model, not a curated record. NCBI's taxonomy places the organism in Eukaryota, Metazoa, Chordata, Amphibia, Anura, Dicroglossidae. Gene Ontology annotation, cellular component: membrane.
CAUACUGACUUCCACCUGCAUGGCUUUCCUGGGAUCUCUCAGUCUAGACAAGUCCUCGCCAUCCCGAUCCUUUUCAUUGAUAUUAUAAUAUUGAUGGGGAACUGCACCAUGGCAUAUAUAAUCUGGAUGGAGAAGACUCUACACCAGCCCAUGUACAUACUCAUCUCUUUGGUUUUCUCAGUGAAUGUCUCCUACGCUAUGACCAUAAUGCCCAAAUUCCUUCUUGGGUUAAUGUUUGGACUGGAGCAGAUAACAUUGGUGGGGUGCCUCACACAGAUGUUCUUUAUGUACAUUGCAGGGACCUUUAACUCAAACCUCCUCCUCCUGAUGGCUGUUGACAGGUAUGUUGCCAUUGUUCUACCUCUGCGUUACCACCUUCUUAUGACCAUGAAAACAUUGGCCUUUCUGGUAUUCCUCAGCUCCCUGCGGAAUUUUCUUUUUGUUUCCCUGAUAGUUGGUUUUGCCUCUAAGGUUCAGUUUUGUGGCUCCAACAUCAUCCUGAACUUUGCCUGUGAGAAUAUGAGUCUCUUGAAUUUGGGAUGUGGAGACAUUUCCGGUGUUCAGGCUGUGGGCCUUUGGGUGAGGAUCUUUCUGGUGAUGGUUGAUGGAACCUUCGUUGUGUUAUCUUACAUGAGGAUUCUUCACACUGUCAUGAAGUUAGUAGCGGGAAGGGCUCGGGACAAGGCCAGGCAGACCUGCAGUGCCCAUUUGUUGGUGACCAUGCUGACCUAUUUCUUUGGUUUGUCCUCCUCCAUCAUAUAUCGAAUGGGGUCUGUCAUCUCAAAUGACGUUCAAAACACAACGAGCUUACUAAAUUACGUCAUCCCCGCAGCUGCCGACCCGAUCAUCUAUGGAGUGAAGAUGAAGGAAAUCAGGAACAGCCUGAAAAAAAGACUUUCCCUAAAAAUCACCAACAAUUCAGCACUCCGGUGA